Molecule: messenger RNA, 1422 nt
Organism: Miscanthus lutarioriparius
Lineage: Eukaryota; Viridiplantae; Streptophyta; Magnoliopsida; Poales; Poaceae
Source: the annotation of a GenBank genome assembly
AUGGCGUCCGAAUCCUCCCCGCCGCCGGCGGAGGCGCCACCGCCGGGUCCGGGAGACAAGCUGGCGGUGUUCUGGCACGAGGGCAUGCUGGCCCACGACGCCGGCUGCGGCGUCUUCGACUCGGGCCGCGACCCGGGAUUCCUGGACGUGCUCGACCAGCACCCGGAGAACGCCGACCGCGUCCGCAACAUGGUCUCCAUCCUCCGCCGCGGGCCCAUCGCGCACUUCCUCUCCUGGCACUCGGGCCGCCCCGCCCACGCCUCCGAGCUCCUCUCCUUCCAUUCCUCAGAAUACAUAGAGCAGCUCGUGCAGGCGAACGCCACCGGAGCCAAGAAGCUGUGUGAGGGCACGUUCUUGAACCCGGGCUCCUGGGGCGCGGCGCUUCUAGCGGCCGGGACCACGCUCUCCGCCGUGAAGCACAUACUUGACGGGCAUGGGAACCUGGCCUACGCGUUGGUUCGGCCCCCUGGCCACCACGCGCAGCCCGACCAUGCCGAUGGUUACUGCUUUCUGAACAAUGCCGGACUUGCUGUGCAGCUGGCUCUGGAUUCCGGUCGUUCAAAGGUUGCCGUUGUGGAUAUUGAUGUACACUACGGGAAUGGUACCGCGGAGGGCUUCUAUCGCACAGACAAUAGUGGCUCCGUCGAUGAGAUUGGUGAAGGCAAGGGGCUUGGGUACAAUCUCAAUAUACCUUUGCCUAAUGGAAGUGGAGAUGCUGGGUAUGCAUAUGCGAUGAACGAGUUGGUCGUUCCAGCGAUUGAUAAGUUUCAGCCUCAGCUAUUGGUUCUUGUGAUUGGUCAAGAUUCUAGCGCGUUUGAUCCCAAUGGAAGACAGUGCUUGACCAUGGAAGGCUACAGGAAAAUUGGACAAAUAAUGAGGAGCCUGGCUAAUCGACAUAGCAAUGGUUGUCGAGAACGUUGGUGGGGCUCUGGCUUCGCUGUUGCUGGGACGGGAGGCGAGCACUCUGCCGCCUCCCUGGAUCUUGGUGGCAACGAUUUGGCGGAUACCGCGCUCCAGGGUACGCGCGGUGCCCUUGCUGCUGAGCCCUUCGUCGUGGCGCCUAUGCCCGAUGUUUUGGGUGAUGAAACCUUCGGCUCCGAGGGCAAUGGCGCUGGUGAUGGCGAUGCUUCUCUGCCCAGAGAGGGGGAGACCACUGGUACUGGCCUUCGCCAACCUACGACUAGUCUCGACGAGGUGUCCGAGGACAAGGGCGUAGGGUUUGAGGCCACUGGACACCAUGCCAAGGGUGUUGGAUGCUCAGACAGCGUCCCGAGUCCUUUGCAUCUUGGGGGCUUGACGGAGGCCCUUGGAAGGACUGAUGAGAACCUUGAUGACCCUUUAGGUGCCUCCGACAGCACAAUAAGUGGGUGGGCGGAUGUCCUUGAAGCUGUUUAUAAGGAUGCCGCCUUCGCCACCAUCUGA